AAAUAAAUAAUGAUAAUUCAAAAACACUGAGAAACAUAAUUUUAUGAAAUUCUCACAAAAUACCGUGCAAGCCAAAUAUUACUUGGUUUUUUAUAAACCAGAAUGUUUUUAGGCUGGAAUACACUGUAGGCCUCUGGGCCUGGACACAGAUAUGAACAUUUUAUUUACACACAAAUACUAAAUAAACACUUUCAGCAGGCAUGUUUGGGUGCUCAGACAUGUUUAUUUGUCAGUAACAGUGUUUUGACAAAAAACAUGAAAUACAAAAGCUUGCUGCUGCCUUAUAAAUAGAUUUUAAAAAAUAGAUAAAUAAUAGGCCCCAAAGCCUUGGGAAGGGUUUGGCAGUUUCAGUAUGCUGCUGCAGAGACUGGCAGCCUAGCAUUCCCCUCCCUGUGCACAACAGAGUCCAUUGGAGUUGCUGCCUUGACAAGCUCAUUCCAAAGAUAUUUUCCUCGAAGAAACCAUGGCUGACAUUACCGAAGACAAAAACAAAAUCAAGAGCGGCUUGAUAAUGGCGCUGAAAUGUGUGGAAACCAUUUCAUCAGCCGCUACAGUGAUCAAUCCAAUAUUCGGCUUGGCCGGUUCCAUUGUACGCAUUGUCCUACACAAUAUCGACGAUGAGGAAAUCCAGACUUUGAAGAAGGAGUUCAAAAGCAUCCAUGCGGGUUUGGAUAAAAUCUCCCGAGAAAACCAAAAAACCCUGAAAGGGAUCCAAAAAGUAACGCUGGACAACCAGUACUCCCAGAUCGCUUUCAAAAUCGAAAAGCAGUUUCAGGAUUUUAAAGCUGUCGUCGAGGCUGAUCAGGGCUCCAAAGAACGGCUGAAGGAUAAGUUUGAAGGAAACUUUGAGAGUUACGGAGGAGAUUCCAAUUUGCAUACUUUGUAUGAUGGGGUGAUUGGAAAGAGCAAGGUUUUUAGUAAGCCCAUUCUGAAAGUUUACAUGGAGAAUUCCAACGGAAACCGCCAAGUAAUGGAAACCUUAUGCACUCGCCUGACCUAUCUCUUCUGCAUCGGCCUCAUCGCUCUUAUGGGCUAUACAGCCAUUAUCGAAGAUGAUGAAGAAACCAUGAGUGAAGAAUGGGGAAAGAAUAUGGAGAAUGUGCAGAAAGAAAUGGCCCGAGUUCUCAGCGAAUGCCAUUAAAGUCCUUUGAAGAAACUGCUAAAUGUGCUACCUGUCUGCCUUUCCCAGCUUUACCUGGUAUUUGUAUGAAGGGUUCAGGAUUUACCUUCACGCUUUUAAAGGUAGACUGGAAAGGGAUUUCAGAACGCAUUCUUUUUUUACCCACGUGUCAUUCCAGUUCUUGUCUGGUUACUGUGUCCUAUUCUGGUCACCGCAGUACCAAAAAGACAUUGUGGCACUGGAGAGAUUCCAACAAACAGCAACCAGACUCAUCCCAGGACUUAAAGGAAGGAGCUUCACAGAUGAACAAACUGAAUCUAUUUAGCCUGGAACAAAAAAUAAUAAAAAAAAUCUUAAAAAGGGGUUGACAAGCCCUAACCAAUAUUUUAAGUGUCGAAACCAGGACCAGAGGACACAGCUGGCAAUAAAGUGGACUUUGGACAGAGCAAUGUUUUUGAUGCUGAAUUAUUGAGCUACUUUAAGAAAUGAAGAUCAGUCAGCUACAAGGAACCGGGUGAGCAUAGAUGAGCCGAAUGACCUCCUCUCGUUCCAUAAUUUUCUUCUGUUUUUAUAUUGAGAUUUAUUUUUAAAAAAGGUCAGCAAGGUUCUUGGCUACAAGCCCAGCACAUGAAGACCAACCAGCCUUUGUUCAGUAUCCCACAAGGGUGUUUGCCUCAUUCUAUCACCUGUAGUCUGAAUUGAUGAGCCAAAAAUCCCUGAACUUACUUGACAUGGUCUUCAGCAGCUGGGCUUGUGGCUACGAAACUUGCUGAGCUUUUUUUUAAAAAUAAUUCUCAAUGAUGAACGAGACACGUGGGUAAGAGAACUAUCCAUCCUGAAAGCCUGUCCCAAUCUUCCUUAUAUAUGAUGACAAGAGCUAGAGGGCCAGUUUAGCUAUGCUGUUUUUUUUUACACAUUUAUCCACAACCAUAAACACUCAACAGUAUAUUAAGUAAUACUAAAAGAAACACUGAGUCUUAUGGUCAUUUAAUUUUACAAGUUUCGUUGAGUAUUACUGAAGGACAAGGGUCUAUAAGGUGGUAAUUAGGCUUACAAGUGACGACCACAAAUACAAUAUUUCAUGUGGAAGUUGUUUCACCUUUAAUGGAUCUGCCAUAGUGGGUACGUUUGCAGAACUGUCUUAUUUUUCCCAUGUGUGUCGAAUCCUACACAGCACUUGUAUAGCACCUUUUGCACUAUAUUAACUGUUUUGACUGUUUGUUUGUUCUUUCACAUAAUUUCGAUUUUGCAGUGUUUUUUUUAUCGCCACUCUUCAAAUAGCAGCGUGUGGAUCAUUUUGGAUUUUUAAUUAUUGAAUCCUAUGUUUAACUGUGAGCACCAUCUAUAAACAACUUUGUACGUAGUUUAGUAUUUAGAGACAUGGUAAAUAUUCUUUCCAAAAUGGCGCUUGUAUUAAAAAAAUGGAUGGAAAAGAAGACCUUAAAAUUAGGAAAAUUGGAGGCCAACAUAGGAUCCUGAUACACAUGGAAAAUAAGACACUAGACACGUGCUGCAUAUAUACCCCCUAUGGUAGUUCCAUUAAACGUUAGACAACUUGGUCAAUGUUUCAUUUUUGGUCGUCACUUGUAGGCAACAUUCCUAUCGUAUAAAUCCUUUUGCAUAUUUAUCUUUUCUGUAUUCUUAAUAAUCCUAUAUACACAUUAUAUUCUGAAGAUGAAGAUGACUUUCUCAUGGGCAGGACUAUAUUGAAUCUCCCUGACCUUAUUUAUGAGAAGUGCACACAAUCCCAUAAUAUUUCACUCCCCUUUCAGUUAGUUGUACAACAGGUUACGUCACUUAACACAUUUCAACGUAUUAUGAUAAACUGGGUGGAGAUGCUGGUAUCUAAGUAAUAGGACUAUGCUAUAGUAGCAUGAGAAACACAUAACAAACUUGCCUCAACCCUCCAAUUCAAGGCUCACAUACUUUCUAUAUAACAAUUUGAUUAAACACAUUUAUACCACCCAUGUUGCUUGAUCACUAUCUGAAAACUAAAACACUAGCUCACCGUGAUAAUUGGUUUAAACGUUAUUGAUUUCACACUUCAAUGCAAUGAAUGUAAACUUUGAUUAUUUUUUUCUUUUGAGCCUCCUUCUGUGAAACUUUCUUCGUCAAACUGCCCGCUCAUCUACGAGACCCGGAGGGGGUUUCUAGCAUGUAAUCACAGCAGCUUUCUACUAAAUAAACAGUAGAGCUGAUUCCAGGCUAUUGGGUUCGAUAUUUAUCCAAUUCUUGAGGUCAUCGCUGGCACAGUCCUACUCCGCGGUUUGCAUGUCUUGUGAUUUAAUCUAGGCCUGGGUGGCUGUAACCUUCUGUCCUAAAGCCUGGAUUAAAUCAAAAUGAUGGCCCUGCCAUAGCUGUUAUAAGAUAUGUCGUAAACUUUGAUUUAAUUUUGGUCCUACUUCUACAACAGCUUUGUGUUUUACCAUUUUUACACCAAGCAUGUGAAUAUAAUGCAUACCAAAGAAAUGCGGACCUCUGGUAGAUCCUAUAAUGCAGUGAAUACUUUGAGUGCAAUACAAGGCUGCAGUGGGACUGACAAACUGCCCCAAAGAAGCACAGGAGCUGCUUAGCCGUCCAGUCCCCAAAGUUUCCCCGAAAAAAUUGUCAACUUUUUUUAGAUUUCGUUUUUGUUUAAUAAACACUAAUAAAUUCCUGGCACUUGUAAAAGUGUUUGUUGGUUAUUAUUUUAAAGAAACUCAUUGUAAAAUGUAGCCCUUUCUUAUUGAACCAAUUGAUUCUUUAAAGGGCUCUCUCUGUUUUAUUUUUUUUUUAGUUUCUAUUUAAUUUCCUAAACUUCAGGAUUAAACGCGUUUAAAUGUUUGAGCGUAUUAGGAAUGUUUGUUUCCAAUCGGAAAAGCCAUCAGAAUAGCAGAGGCAUCACUAAAUAGUACAGGCGACCAGACGUUAUCAAAUACAGGAAUUCUUCUUUUUUUUUUUUUUUUUUUUUAAGUAGAGACUAGUCUGCUUAUUCAGCUAUCUGUAAAUUGGAGGUCGUUCUACCCCUAAUAAGAAAACAUCCAUCACUUUUUUUAUAAUUGACUGCAAUGUGUUUGUAUUGAAAUGUAUGUGUGUGUGUACUGCAUGUAAUUGCAUAUGGAAAAAACAGUGAUUAUGACAUGAAUUGGCCUUCACUGUACACUUACUAUUAUGUGACUAUGUAAUCGCUAAGUUUAAACCUAUGUCUGCAUGUUUCUCACAACUGCAAAAUUCAACGCGUGUAACAUCUAACUCCUCUCUGCCCUGUGCAAUAGACCACCUGGGAUCCUGAUUUUGAAAACCUUAUAUUUGGUAUAAUUUUGAUUUAUAUUCCAUUUUAUUUGUGUUCUUCAUGUUGAAUGAGUGUAUUGUAUAAUGUAACAAUCAAACUAUAUUGUAUACCGUGGUUUUCUUGGCUUACUAUAAAGGAUGGUCAAAAUACCAGUAAAUAAAACAUUUAAAACAUUGA
Acipenser ruthenus (sterlet) is the source of this 4568-nucleotide messenger RNA. RefSeq names its product protein rapunzel-like. NCBI's taxonomy places the organism in Eukaryota, Metazoa, Chordata, Actinopteri, Acipenseriformes, Acipenseridae. Bases 464 to 1141 code for a protein of 225 amino acids. The record is from RefSeq and is a predicted model, not a curated record. The transcript has 2 exons.